Molecule: messenger RNA, 7257 nt
Organism: Haliaeetus leucocephalus (bald eagle)
Lineage: Eukaryota; Metazoa; Chordata; Aves; Accipitriformes; Accipitridae
Gene: PLD1
Product: phospholipase D1, phosphatidylcholine-specific
Exons: 27
Coding region: 72-3299 (1075 amino acids)
Biological process (GO): phosphatidic acid biosynthetic process; cell motility; regulation of microvillus assembly
Molecular function (GO): phosphatidylinositol binding; D-type glycerophospholipase activity
Source: RefSeq, a predicted model, not a curated record
CAAUAUUGUGUUUCUUCAGAGCUCGAGAUAUUUUUGAAGCGCCCCGUGGCUCCGGUGCACGGGUCCCUGACAUGUCCCUGAGAGCCGACAGCCAUGCAGCUACGUCGACGCUGAGGAAGAUCGCUGCAGACAUGAGUAACAUCAUCGAGAGCCUGGACACCAGGGAGCUCCACUUCGACGGGGAGGAGGUCGACGCGGAGGUGCUAAAUGAUCCAAAAGGCACCGCGUGCAUUCCCUUCUCUGCCAUCUAUCACACCCAUGGGUUCAAAGAGCCAGGCAUGCAGACGUACCUCACGGGAUGUCCUGUUCGAGUGCGCGUGUUGGAAGUUGAACGCUUUACUUCCACAAAGAAGGUACCGAGCCCCAACGUUUACACCAUCGAGCUGACCCAUGAAGAGUUCACCUGGCAGGUAAAAAGGAAGUUCAAGCACUUCCAGGAGUUGCACAGGGAGCUGCUGAGGUACAAAGCCUUCGUGCGCAUCCCUAUCCCUACCAGGAGUCACACAGUGAGAAGACAAUCCAUCAAAAGGGGCGAACCGAGGCAGAUGCCGAGUCUGCCGCACACCGCGGAGAGCACGGUGCGGGAAGAGCACUUCUCCAGCCGGAGGAAACAGCUGGAAGACUACUUGACAAAGAUCCUAAAGAUGCCGAUGUACAGGAACUACCAUGGAACAAUGGAGUUCAUUGGAGUAAGCCAGCUGUCAUUCAUCCACGACCUGGGACCAAAGGGCAUAGAAGGGUUCAUCAUGAAGCGCUCCGGGGGCCACCGCAUACCUGGCCUGAACUGCUGCGGCCAGGGAAGGAUGUGCUACCGAUGGUCCAAAAGGUGGCUGGUGGUGAAGGACUCUUUCCUGCUCUACAUGAAGCCAGACUCAGGGGCCAUUGCCUUUGUCCUGCUGGUAGAUAAGGAAUUCAACAUCAAGAUAGGCCAGAAAGAAACAGAAACUAAAUACGGGUUGCAGAUCGACAAUCUCUCUAGGUCGCUGAUUUUGAAGUGCAACAGCUACAGACAUGCCCAGUGGUGGAGGCAGGGCAUAGACGAGUUCAUUCGGAAACACGGCAAGGACUUCCUCACGGAGCACCGCUUCGGGUCCUACGCAGCCGUGCAGGAGAACACGCUGGCCAAGUGGUAUGUAAAUGCUAAAUGGUACUUUGAAGAUGUCGCAAAUGCCAUGGAAGCUGCUAAGGAAGAAAUUUUCAUCACAGAUUGGUGGCUGAGCCCAGAAAUCUUCAUGAAACGACCCGUUGUGGAAGGAAAUCGCUGGCGGCUGGACUGCAUCCUCAAGCGGAAGGCACAACAAGGAGUGAGAAUUUUUGUUAUGCUGUACAAAGAGGUGGAGCUUGCCCUAGGGAUCAACAGUGAAUACAGCAAGCGGACGCUCAUGCACCUCCAUCCAAACAUUAAGGUGAUGAGACACCCGGACCACGUGUCCUCCUCCGUGUACCUCUGGGCCCACCACGAGAAACUCGUCAUCGUUGACCAGUCCGUGGCAUUUGUGGGCGGCAUCGACUUGGCGUAUGGCAGGUGGGAUGACGAUGAGCAUCGCCUGACCGACGUGGGCAGCGUCAAACGAAUGGCAGCAGUGAAAUCGGUGUCGACAACCAACCUGGCAUCUGCAGCGGAGUUGUCUGAAUGUGUCCCCCUGCAGUCUGAAGCUCUGGCCCCAGAAAGCCACUUGUUCCAGAGAAAUGCUGAUGAUGUUCCAGACACAUCAAAAAUGAAAGGAGUAGGAAAACCCAAAAAGUUUUCAAGGUUCAGUAUUUACAAGCAUCUCCAUAAACACGGCAUGCACCAUGCUGACAGCGUCAGCAGCAUAGACAGUGAAUCAAGUUACUGUAACCCCACUAGAAGUCAACCGAAUAUAAUCCAGAGUUUAAAGCCCCAUCUGAAAAUGUUCCAUCACCACACAGAAUCCAAACAGGGGCUCGCUGAGCCUCAGGAGGAUAAAGGAUCCAUCCGCAGCUUGAAGACGGGUGUUGGCGAGCUGCUUGGGGAAACCAGGUUUUGGCACGGAAAAGACUAUUGCAACUUCGUCUUUAAAGACUGGGUUCAACUUGACAAACCUUUUGCUGACUUCAUUGACAGAUACACCACCCCGAGGAUGCCCUGGCAUGACAUCUCGUCCGUGGUGCACGGCAAAGCGGCCCGUGAUGUCGCCCGACACUUCAUCCAGCGCUGGAACUUCACCAAGAUUAUGAAGCCCAAAUACCGGUCCCUGUCCUACCCAUUCCUGUUGCCAAAAUCUCAGCAAACUGCUAACGAGUUGAAGUAUCAGGUGCCUGAGUCUGUUAAUGCCACAGUCCAGGUGAUCCGUUCUGCUGCUGACUGGUCCGCUGGCAUUAAAUACCACGAGGAGUCCAUCCACAAUGCCUACGUCAGCGUGAUAGAAAACAGCAAGCACUACAUAUAUAUAGAAAACCAGUUUUUUAUUAGCUGUGCUGAUGACAAAGUUGUCUGGAACAAGAUUGGCGAUGCGAUUGCUCAGAGGAUUCUUAAAGCUCACAGGGAAAACAAGCGUUUCCGAGUAUACGUGGUGAUCCCGCUGCUGCCUGGGUUCGAAGGAGACAUUUCGACGGGCGGAGGGAACGCGCUGCAGGCCAUCAUGCACUUCAACUACAGGACCAUGUGCCGAGGAGAAAACUCAAUCCUGGGCCAGCUGAAGACAGAGAUUGGAGAUAAGUGGAUAAACUACAUCUCGUUCUGUGGACUUCGAACAUAUGCAGAGCUGGAAGGAAAACUAGUCACAGAGCUCAUCUACGUUCACAGCAAACUGCUUAUUGCUGAUGACAACACAGUUAUAAUCGGCUCUGCCAACAUCAACGACCGCAGCAUGCUGGGGAAGCGGGACAGCGAGAUGGCCAUCAUCGUGCAGGACACCGAGACCGUCCCCUCCAUGAUGGACGGGGAGGACUACAGCGCUGGGAAGUUUGCCCAAUCCCUCCGGCUGCGGUGCUUCAGGGUUGUCCUUGGCGGCUCCGAUCUCAGUCCGGAACAUCAGGAUCCCGUCUGUGACAAAUUCUUCAAGGAGGUGUGGAUUUCUACGGCAGCCCGCAAUGCCACUAUCUUCGACAAGGUUUUUCGGUGCCUUCCCAGUGACCAGGUGAAUAAUUUAACCCAACUGCGUGAUUUCAUCAACAAGCCCAAAUUAGCGAACGAUGAUCCUGCGAAAGCUGCAGAAGAAUUAAAAAAGAUUCGUGGGUUUUUAGUACAAUUCCCCUUUCGUUUUCUGGAGGAAGAGUACUUGCUUCCCUCCGUCGGAACAAAAGAGUCCAUGGUACCCAUGGAGGUUUGGACUUAAGAAGAUGCAGACUGCUUUACGUUUUAAAGCCUGGUUCUCUAGAGACAAGCUGAUGAACGAUACGGGAUUUCAGAAAGCUUUUUAUUGCUAAGGGAGGCGAAAAAGAUCUCCACCAAGCUAAUGUGCCUUUCUUAGGGAUUUUGGUGGAGGAACUUGAAGCAAAUUGACACUAGCAAAGGAGGGGAGCAGAAAGACUUGGAAAUUAUGGCAAAUAAGAAGUUUAACCUCUGAAGGAGUUACUGCUUAAGGCAUGUUCUGAGCACCUAAAGGAUGCAGGCCACUUCCUAGGACAGGAAACAAAUUCCAAUCGAUGUCGUUACUACUGCCAGCUGUAUAUUGUGGUUGCGUGCGUACUGUAAUCCUGCUGUGGCUGUGCAGGAGCCGUGGGCUGCGUGUACUUCUAAGGCUUUUGGGUAUCGGCACCUUGGCUCACUGGAAUCCCCCAUCUCACCCCUUUAGUUGCUCUUGCGCUGCCGGGAAGUGCUGCUUGGUGCUGCCUUGGGCUGUCCUACAGCUAGCCUAGUGUAGGUAUUUCACUUCGUAAAUGGAAACGGACUAACAAUCUUGUAUCAGAAUCAGCAUUUUGGUCUCUUCUCCCCUCUGGGGGGAAAAAAAAAAAACCAACAAACUGUUUCUACCAUAGCUAGAGCAAUCAGCAAUCCUUGUGCAGCGCAGCAUUGCCUAGGUCUUGGCAAAGAGCAGCCUCGAUGGAGCCAGAGUGCUGGACGUCUCUGGAGUUUGCUGGCCUUUACAGAAAUGCAGCACAUCAGUUUGUUCGAACUGCAUGAAGGCUUUCUCCAGGAGAGGAUCAAAGUUUAAACUCAAGCCUUAGAUCUCCAGAGCUCAAGGAAAGCAAGGCACUGCAUGUGACGGGACAGAAACUUAAAAGCCAGCGUGGGCCAAAUGAAGCCCUGCGCUCCGGGUCCUCAAUUCGUACAUUUCUAUUGCAGUACAUAGGUAGAACUUUCUUUCCAUCUCUUUCCUCCCUAUUUAAAAGAAGGGAAAGGCCAUUAAGCUAGAGCUGACGCCAUGCGCGAACUAAGCUGACGUGUCGCUUCGUAGUAUGGGGUGGAUGCAAGGGGGACGGGGAGCAGCUGGCAAAGCUUUGUCUCUGGUCUGCUUUGUUAUCAGGCCAGCCACAAUCUUGAGCUCAGUCAUGCAGGACAUGUCUUCCCAAGCACAGGUAAAACUCAGCAUGCUCAGUCCUGUUUUCCGUUUCUGUAAGACAGUUUCCAAAGCUAUUUUGCAUCUCGCUGUGCAGCGAAGCAGCAAUUCGAUUCAGCAUCCCUGGACAAAACACUACCGCUCCUGGGCCGGGACCUCGCGUGGUGGGUGCUGUCCUGGGUCUUCCCUCCAUCCUCCAUGCUGCAAUGAGCCGUGUCUCCCGAUGUCACGUCCAGCUCCAACUGCGGUCCCAGGAGAGACGUUCCCCGGCAGGCAGCAGUGCCGUGUCCAACACUAAGAGAUCAGACCCUUAGAAAUGCCUAAGGGGGGGUCGGAUCUGGAGAAGUGGGAGGCUGAGCUCCUCUGCUGCCACUGUGUCUGGGGGGGAUCCCUUUGCUAGCUGGGUUUAACCCUGUGCCCAACUCUCCUUAGUCAAAAGACCAGGUGAACUGGUAUUUACUUUAGUUCACAAGCAAGUUGGGUUUUUUUCCUCUUUUUCUGGCUCUUCCAACAGUCUCACCUGUUUUUAACUGGAAAAGAAUCACACUGGUUGCCUAGCUAUCCCCAAAACAUAGCUGGCACCGCAUUUUAGCUCAUUGCCUUCUGCGUCUUCAGACCUGUAAAUACGCACCGGGUACUUCUGUGCCUGCUGCAUCACCUGAGUAAGUAACAACCCCAGACGUUCCUCCAGGGCAGCCCGAGUCUCAGCCCCUUCCUACAGUUUUCACUGUUUUAAGCUCAUGUUUUGUAGAUGCAAUUGCCAAUUAGACUCCUUUCUGGUUGGUACAUCUGUGGUCUGGUUAGCCUGUUGGAAGUGCUUGUGCAGCAUUUUAUGUGAUGACCUUUGGUCCAGGGGGUUGAUGCUUUUAGCUGGCAUGCUGUAAGCAGAUAAGUAUGUUUCCUUGAUUUUUUUUUCCCUUAAAAAAAUUGACCUGGGGUCACCCCCUGCAGAGCCAGAGCGAUAUGUGCCCUGACCAUUUGCAAUCAAGAAAGAUCAAAGGUGUCUUGUUAUUUCAUGUCAGUGCUAGUUCAGAGCUUUUCUCUCCUGAUAUGUUUUUAGCUGUUUUAGUUUGAACAAAGCUGCUAACUUUAAACAAUUACAGCCUGUCAGAGAAUCAUUGUAAGUCACACGGAUCUGUAUUCAUAGUUGAAAAGGAAGCAUUCAACCCUGCUACACGUCAACCUUGAAGAAGUGCAAGACUCCUGUCAUCUUCUAAGUGCUCUUAUUGUCCCCGUCCUCAUAUUAGCAAAGAUUCUUGUAAUCGUUAAAUUAUCCUUAUAUUGUCUUUUAAGGUGGUAGGUAGCUAAUUAUUGGGGCUUCAUAACUCCAGUGGCGUUAAGUCCCCCUCUGCCAGGCUGCUUUGGGGAAAAACCUCCCAGGUUCUGCAACACUCAGCCCACCAUGUGAUGGCUGCUGGUCCCAAGCAACACAGCAGAGCCAUAGAGGAGAGAUUUAGUUGACUGAUUCGGUAUGAAAAGGUGCUAAUUAAGAAGGUCUUUCAUUAUUAAAGUAGCAGACGGGCCUCACAUUUGGCUUCUGUCCGGGAGGGGGUUUCCCUCUGUGGGAACAGAAGAGCCGCGCUGAACAUUCCCUUCCCUGCGUUGGUGCUAAAUUCCUGAUACCGGGAAUUUAGUAGCAUUCAAAUGCAAGCAAGGUGUGCAAGGCAGCCUCGGCCCAGUGCAGAGCGCCCUGCAUCCCCAGGACCCCCCCCGUGGAUACAGCAUUGCUCGCCCCAAACAGAUGAUGGGGCUGGAGCCAUUUCCAGUGAAGGCACGACUCUUGUUUGUACCCGCGGGCUGUGUCGUUCCUUGGGUCCUGUGAACAGGAGGUUUAUUUCUUAUAUUAAGAAGCCUGUGAGGUUGAACACCUUGAGAGAGUUAAUUUCUGCACCUAAACAAUCACUACUUAGUCGGUAAUACCAGCGUGGGUUUAUUUUUAAUACCUUCAAACGGGAGAGGAUCACUCGCAAAUACACAGUACUGUAACAAGUGAUGUGGAUUCAAGCACUAGCGAACCCAGAAACAUGAACUGUUUCUUGUGGCAUUUAUUUGUUAGAACUAUGGGAAAUGAGAACUUCUCCCAGGCUCAGACUUUAUGUUGUAGUUCAACCUGAGUAGAACCCUUUUUUUUUUUUUUUCCCUUUAAUUUAUUCCUUAACAUGUGCCACUUUGAGAACUCACACUCCUUACCAUAUCUUUUUUAAUAGUCUGAUAUUUUAAAAUACAUGUAUUGUUGUAUAGAUGUUGGACUGGAUAAAUGUUUCACUGUAAAGUUAAUGCAUGAUUUAAAAGAUGAAGGAUAAACCAUCAUCAUAUGUAAGAACUUUACUAAAAAGUAAUUUGUAGGAGAACUACUCCAGUGCUCCAUGGCAGAUGCAAAGUGCUCGGCUCAGUUUCUGGUCCCUUGGUCUCAGUUUGUCGCCUGACUUGAUGUGACCUUCGCUGGAUUAAACCCCAGACACUCCAUUUUCCUUUCUUUUGAUCAGGUUUCACAACAUGAUUUCUCAAUCCUGGUGCUGUCCCUGGGGGAGACCUCAGUGCAGGUUUUGCCUAGCUGGGACCCUGACAUUAAUAAUAUACAGUAUCUUUAUUCCUUCCAAGGAAACAUCCAUGUACAAUCAAGCUCAGAUGUGAUUUGCUAUUGUUAUUUCAGCGUAACAAAUCUUUUGUGCACUUGUAGUUAGGACAGUCGUGGGGUUGUAAUCUGUGCACAGAGGCUGCAUUUGGGAGGAUGUUUAGAUGAAUGGUCCUUCAGGUUAAUGCCAUUUCUUUCUCCUCCUGCCAAAUUGACACA